UCAGGGUGCUUGGGGAGACAAGUUCAACAUGCCUGGGCAGGCUCGAGAGAUGUAUAAAAGCAGUCACAUCCUCCAGAUCAUCCACUGCUUUUUCUCGCCAUCAUCAUCCAUCGCCUUUAUUCAAUCCAGGUCUCCUGCCUUCCCCAGUUUGCCUCCAACCCUCAACGCACAACAGACAAAAUCCAUCAAAGAAGAUUUCUCAGUCACACUUCGCCAAAAUGAAGAUCUUCACCACUCUUCUUUGCACCAUGGUGGCUCUUGCCUCGGCCGCCGCCGUCCCCUACGACUCUUACGAUGACGCCGUCGCAAAGCGCGAGGUCGCUGCCGCGCUGAACUCGGAGCCCUUGGCAAUCCGCGACGACGAGAACGUCGACAUCGUCACCCAGGAUCUGGAUGAUGGCAGCAGCAAGGUCGAAAUCGUGGUCGACGGCGUCUCCAACGGUUAUCUGAUUAUCGAUGCCAAUGGCGAAGUUCGUGGCUUCCAGGGCAACGGCACCGAAGUCAGCCUUGACACCCUCGACGACGCCGUCCUCGCGGCUCGUGACGAUGUUGUGGAGAAGCGCGCCCUCGGCUUGAUCCGCGUCCUCGCCCGGCUGGCUCCCAUUAUCAAGAAGUACGGCUCCCGCGUCGUCAGCUGGGUCAAGUGUGUUGGCGCCUGGAGCCUGAUCCUCGACUGCUCCCCCAAGCUUCUGAACUGCGCCGGACGUGGCGACGCUCCCUGGGAGUGCAUUUCCGGAAUCAACUGCAUCGGCAAGGCCGCGCGGAAGUGCUCUUAGAUCAUGGCAACUAGCAACUGCUUUUGUUGGAGAUGGGGAUUCCAUUUACUAUCGUCUAGCCGUUGACAACAUGGAGCAGGCGGCGUUUGCCGAAGAUAUCUGAGGGUUUUCCUGUCUUUCUUUCAGCCAUGGUACACAAUCUUCGCAGUCUGGUUUGUUUCUGUUCUUGGUUCGAGUCACGGUAUAGGUGACUUAGGCGCGCCGACAUCUCUCCGGAGUGCGGUGUUGGGCGAACAAUCCACAGUCAUUUCCAUUUGCAUUUCGGCUACAAACUUCCAUUCUCGUAUACGUGGUAUCGGAGCGCAAGACCUGUUUG
Molecule: messenger RNA, 1092 nt
Organism: Parathielavia appendiculata
Lineage: Eukaryota; Fungi; Ascomycota; Sordariomycetes; Sordariales; Chaetomiaceae
Source: the annotation of a RefSeq genome assembly